AUGGCCGACGUCGAAUCCCCGCGCCGCGAGCGCCGUAUCCGCGAUGAUGCGUCCGAUGUCGAUGACGGCGACCGUCGACCAACUCGGCACGAGGAGCGCCCUCAUCGCGAACGUGAGCGCGAGCGUGAUCGCGAUCGUACCGACAGCUAUCGACCCGCGAAGGAGCGACGCCCAAGCCCGCCAGCAAAGACCGAGGAUGAGAAGCAGGCCAUCGCGAAGGCCGAAUACGAAAAACUUCUGUCGAUGCGAUCGGGAGGCACGUACAUUCCGCCCGCGCGACUCAGGGCACUGCAGGCUCAGAUCACCGACAAGAGCUCGAAGGAGUACCAGAGGCUGAUGUGGGAGGCGCUGAAGAAGAGCAUCAACGGUCUGAUCAACAAGGUCAACUACUCCAACAUCAAGCACAUCGUGCCUGAGCUGUUUGGGGAGAACCUGAUCAAGGGCCGCGGCUUGUUCUGCCGGUCCAUCAUGAAGGCGCAGGCCGCAAGUUUGCCCUUCACGCCCGUCUUCGCUGCCAUGGCAGCCAUCGUCAACACCAAGCUCCCGGCCGUCGGAGAGCUCCUGGUCAAGCGUCUCAUAAUGUCCUUCCGGAAGGGCUUUAAGCGCAGCGACAAGGCUGUCUGCGUCUCGUCGACGACGUUCCUGGCGCAUCUCAUCAACCACCAAGUCGCCCACGAGAGACUUGCCGGUCAGAUGCUCCUGCUCCUCCUCCACAAGCCGACCGACGAUAGCGUCGAGAUUGCCGUCAACUUUAUGCGCGAGGUGGGACAACACUUGCAGGACAUGCAGCCCGCGAUCGCCAUGGCGGUGUGGGAUCAGCUGAGGAACGUGCUGCACGAGGCGGACAUUGACAAGCGCGUGCAGUACAUGAUCGAGGUGCUGUUCCAGGUUCGCAAGGACAACUUCAAGGAUAACCCGCCCAUCAAGGAGGAGCUUGACUUGGUGGAGGAAGAGGACCAAAUCACCCACAUGGUCGACCUCGAUGGCGAGAUCGAUGUGCAGGAUGGGCUCAAUAUCUUCAAAUACGACGCACAGUGGGAGGAGCAUGAGGAGGCGUACAAGAAGCUGAAGGCAGAGAUUCUGGGCGAGGGCAGCGAUUACGAGGACGACGACGAUGAGGAUGAGGACGACGAAAGUUCGGAAGACGAAGAGGAUGAGAAGGAGAGGGCAAUGGAGAUCAAGGACCAGUCCAACACCGACUUGGUUAAUCUGCGCCGCACGAUCUACCUGACCGUCAUGUCAUCCAUUGACCCGGAGGAAGCAGUACACAAGCUACUCCGCGUCAACCUUCCGGCUGGGCAGGAGCCUGAAUUGCCAUCCAUGAUCGUGGAAAUCUGCUCUCAGGAGAAGACCUACUCCAAGUUUCACGGGCUUAUUGGUGAGCGCUUCGCCAAGCUGAACCGGCUGUGGACAGGCCUUUUCGAAGACUCCUUUGCCGACUAUUACAACAAGAUCCACCGCUACGAGACGAACAGACUGCGCAAUAUCGCGCGUUUCUUUGCGCAUUUGCUUGCGACUGACGCCAUCGGCUGGCACGUGUUGUCUGUCAUCCACCUCAACGAAGAGGAGACGACCAGCAGUUCCAGAAUUUUCAUCAAGAUUCUCUUCCAGGACAUUUCGGAGGAGAUCGGCAUGGCGAAGCUCCAGGCGCGCAUGAAGGACGAGAUUCUUCAGCCCAGCUUCACUGGUCUCUUCCCGCGCGACAACGCUCGAAACAUCCGUUUCUCCAUCAACUACUUCACCAGUAUCGGCAUGGGUGCCAUUACAGAGGCAUCCCGUGAAUACCUCCAAAACAUGCCCAAGCCCGCACUCCCCGCACCGGCAGCUGCCGACGACUCGGACUCCGAGGACCACCGCGACGACUCGCGCUCGGCAAGCCCGCCCAGAAGGCGGGGCCGCUCAGUCAGCUACUCUCGGUCGCCAUCUCCGGCCCGAAAUGGCCCCAGAGAUCGCAGUCUCAGCGCGACGCCGCCUCGCCGCGCCAGGAGGGAUAGCUACUCCGCCAGCAGAUCACGAUCACCCCCUCCGAGAAGGGCCCGAUCCGAGUCUUACUCCGUCAGCCCUCCGCCCGCUCGAGGCGCGCCUCGUGGUCGCAGUCCUAAGCAGGAAACUCGCCGGCCCACGAGACGGAAUAGCUCGUCGGCCAGCAGUGCGCCGCGGAAGCGCGCCCGCUACGACAGCCGCUCGCCGAGCAGGUCUCCUAGUCGUUCGGGGAAGCCGUUCUCCUUCGCCUCGCGGCUCCGUCUCACCGCCUCCCGUGUCUCGAAAUGGUCGUCCGCGGUCGUACUCCAGGUCGGCGAGCCCGCCGCCCAGGCGAAACGCACCGCCGAGGAGAGAUUCGCCGGUGAGGGAUAG
Colletotrichum karsti is the source of this 2355-nucleotide messenger RNA. RefSeq names its product MIF4G domain-containing protein. Gene Ontology annotation, molecular function: protein binding; RNA binding. Lineage: Eukaryota; Fungi; Ascomycota; Sordariomycetes; Glomerellales; Glomerellaceae. The record is from RefSeq and is a predicted model, not a curated record. The transcript has 3 exons. Gene Ontology annotation, biological process: mRNA splicing, via spliceosome. The coding region runs from base 1 to 2355 and encodes 784 amino acids. Gene Ontology annotation, cellular component: catalytic step 2 spliceosome.